AUGCCUGCAGACCGCACAGUGACAUCUGACUGGUUAGCACCCUCUUUGGUACCCCAGCAAAACAUGUUCAUUGCCUCCUCUAAAGUAUUGCAUAAGUUUAUUAGUUCAGGACCUUUAUCUGUUGUAGCCGGGAGAAAACCCGCAAGAGUCUGGAUGAAAAACAAUUGUGGGAUGAACGUUGCCAGUGCUACAAUCACUUUAGUAGGCUUUGUUUUUCUCUCAACAAACUUAGUAACUGGCAUCCUGUUAUUCAAGAGUUGUCAGUCUGCACCAUCACUGGACUUAUGCAGUUUGGGCCUUGUGUUUUUAGUGUUGAUCUUUACCUUGCUGGAAUUAUGCGUAGCCCUCUCUGUCUCAGCCAUAUGGUGCAAAGCAAACUGCUUCAGUUCAAGAGAGGCAACUUCCUCAACCCUCAGUUCUGUGGAAUCAGGAUCACAUCCUCAUUAA
Molecule: messenger RNA, 447 nt
Organism: Phyllostomus hastatus (greater spear-nosed bat)
Lineage: Eukaryota; Metazoa; Chordata; Mammalia; Chiroptera; Phyllostomidae
Gene: MS4A3
Product: membrane spanning 4-domains A3
Exons: 5
Coding region: 1-447 (148 amino acids)
Cellular component (GO): membrane
Source: RefSeq, a predicted model, not a curated record